AUGCAAUCGCAGAAUGUGCUUGCAGCGAGUGCAUCCCGACGUUUGACGAUUUCAGAUCCGAAAGAAGUUCUGGAACUUCCAAAUCGUCUACACACUCCUGGUUAUGCGGACGAGAUCCCUAAUUCGUCGGCAGUCGACACACCGAUACCAACACGACGACGUUUCCCUCCGCUCCAGAUUCUGCCCACAAAGGACAGUUUAGAAUGUGCUAAACGGUUCAGGAUACCCUCCCUGUCGAUAGUGAUUCGAGAGCAGAACAAACAAAAUCACGGACCGAACAUUGCUACACAACAGAAGGUUCCAAUGCCGAAGUAUUUCCGGAGUAUUCAAACGAAAGAGAAAUUGUAUAUAAUCGAAAAACCAGUAGAAGAAACGAAUGAAAUUAGUGACGAUCAUGGAGCUGCCGCUGGACCUUCGAAAAGAGCUCCGGACCAGCCUAGUCAAACAAACGGACACUAUCUGUUUGUGAAGCGACGAUGUGACGGUUCACGAUAUGUCGUGAAGCGACCGGCUCGGAAUCAAAUUCUGAAGAAACGGGCUGCACAGCUUAUCCGAGAACGAACAGGCAUCAGCACCGAUGAUGACGCCAUGAGCGAGCUGAAACUCGGACACUUUCACACACGUGAGGAGCGGAAGAAGCAUUUGGAAGAGGAACGACGAAGAAAAAUUCGUAAUCAACAAAAACUCAUCGAAUCGAAGAUCUCGCCCGCCGAUCAGAUGAUCGUGCAGUUAUCUCAGCGAAAAAUGCAACGUCGUAAAGAAAAAAUGCUGUUGGACGGUUUCGUGACCACACAAGAAGUGCUCAGUCCAACGGAUCGGACACACUGCAAACAUGGGAUUUCUACUCAUGUUAUACCACCGUCGAGAAGAACACUGUUCAAUGAGAGAUUAUCAACCGAAUAA
Messenger RNA from Ostertagia ostertagi, 903 nucleotides. Lineage: Eukaryota; Metazoa; Nematoda; Chromadorea; Rhabditida; Trichostrongylidae. The record is from the annotation of a GenBank genome assembly.